Racocetra persica is the source of this 557-nucleotide messenger RNA. The record is from the annotation of a GenBank genome assembly. NCBI's taxonomy places the organism in Eukaryota, Fungi, Glomeromycota, Glomeromycetes, Diversisporales, Gigasporaceae.
GACAAGUGAAUAUUCUGAAUUAUUUACUGUUUCUGAUAAUAAGCUUGUUUUAAUCCAAAUUUUUGGAGGUGAGGAUGAAACAGAAAAAAUUGGAAUUUUCGAUUUUGAAACCAAGAAACAAGUUAUACAAAGUCUCUCAGAUUCGCCAAUUUGGGUUUAUAAUUCAGCUUUUUCGGAAACUGGAAACCUUAUUAUAACAGAUUCUUAUUCGUGGAGAGUAUAUGUCUUUGUUCCAAAGAAAAUAGGAAAUUCUCUCAAAUUGAUUUGCAAGUUAACAACUACGUUUGGGGACUCACCAGAUACAAAAGUAUUCAUUACACCAAGAGAACAACUGCUCAUAUGUAAUCCUGCAUUAGGGUCCAUCACAAAAUGGGAUAUCGAGUCUCUAUCAUUUGUAACACAUUUUUUCUUGAGUAACGUUUACAUGGUUCAAAGCGCAAAGUUAAAUUAUGAUGAAUCAUUAUUAUUGGUACACGCAACAAAACUCACGGAAAAAGGAGGGUCUUGUUCAUAUUUAAUUAUUUAUUUGGCUAAUAAUGGGAUGAGAUUAGUAACUU